ACAGAAAAUCAUUCUCUUCAUCUUAAAUAUUAUUCUAGUUUAUAUUUCAACAUGGUAUCAGAGCAAUCCAAUUCAGUUUAGUUUUCAAUUUUUUAGUCUAGUUUUUCAUAUCUCAUUUAGUUUUCAGACCGGGUUAUUUCUCCAAGAACCUGAGUUCAGUCCAGAAUCUUCAAAACCUCAGGCACCACACUGUCUUCAAGAAACUCUAAACACCCUCAAACCAGAACCUCUAUUCAGAACAUCAGCCCAGAAAUUUUAACUUCUCAGAACCUCCAAAUCUCAGAACCUCUUCCCAGAACCUCCUACUUCCCAGAACCUCCAACCAUCUUCCCGUAGAAAUUCCCACAAUUAAUACAUCUUUUCUGUCCGGAGAUUUGAUCGGAAUUCUUCCACAGACUCGCCUGAGAGUCCCUCGUUCUUGCUCCAGCAAGGCAGCAAGGGACGGAUAUCUGUGAGACAGUGGGAGAAAGUCUGGUCGCUGACGUGUUGGGGUCGCGCAUAUCUGUGGACGGACAUCCGCUCCUUCAUCUAGUUGUUCGCAAUCUGCUGGGGUCGCGCAUAUCUGUGGACAUCCGCGCCGCUGGCAAAGCCGCCGAAGGGGAGGCCGUUACUUCCGAUUCCACUCAUGCCACCAACUCCGCCGUAGGAGACGAAGUUCUUCUGGUCGUUGAAGGCGUUCAGCGUUCUCACUUCCGCUCCGCUCCUUCACUAAUUUGUUCGCACGUGCUGGGGUCUCGCAUAACUCUGGAGUCAACGCAGUAACUUUUGAGUGCAAGCUGGAUAUUUUAGUUUCGAAAUUGAGUCCACAAAAGGGGAAGUUGCUGUAAGUUUUUACUAAUCAUCUCAUUUUUCUAUCUACUUGCUGACUCAUUAAAAAAAAAAAAAAAAAAAAAAAAAAAAAAAAAAUCAAAAAAAAAAAAAAAAAAUGUCUUGUACGGGUCAAGUUGACAGAGGAAUAAUAUGCAAUUACUGCAAGAAGCCCGGACACUUGAUCAAAGAAUGUAGAAAAUUGGCAUUCAAAAAUCAAGGAAAUUCGACUACUCUAGCUACCGCUACCACUUCAUCUGAUGCCAAAGUUAUGUGCUGCAAAGAAUCUCUAAAGCAUUCUUUUGCUCCUACCUCGGUAAUCGCCAAUUCAGGUAUCUCAAACACAUGUCUUGUUUCAUCAUCCUCGAAAUGGGUCAUUGACUCAGGUGCCACAGACCAUAUGACCGGUAAUCCUAGUCUAUUCUCGUCAUUUCAUUCAUAUUUACCUACUUCUAGUGUCACUUUAGCUGAUGGAUCUACCUCACCCGUUCUUGGAUCUGGUACUGUUGUUCCAACUUCUACAUUACCAUUAUCGUCUGUUUUGAGUCUUCCUAAUUUUGCAUUUAAUCUGCUUUCCAUCAGUAAAAUCACUCGUACUCUUAAUUGUUCUGUAACAUUUUUUCCUGGAUAUUGUGUGUUUCAGGAUCUGUUAACGAAGCAGAUUAUUGGUAAAGGACAUGAGUCAGCUGGUCUUUAUAUUUUGGAUACAUCCAUCACAAAAGGUAUCUCUUGUCUUGGGGUUGGGACUUUGUUAGAUGCUCAUUACCGAUUAGGACAUCCAUCUCUCCCAUUAAUGAAGCAAAUCAAUCCCCAAUUUAAUAAGAUGACCUCUUUACAAUGUGAGUCAUGUCAAUUUGCGAAACACCAUCGUACUAGCUUAAGCCCGCGAGUUAAUAAACGAGCAAAUGCUCCAUUUGACCUUGUUCACUCUGAUGUUUGGGGUGCUUGCCCGGUUGUGUCUAAAGCUGGUUUUAAAUAUUUUGUUACCUUUGUUGAUGACUAUUCCCGUAUGACAUGGCUGUAUUUCAUGAAACGUCGAUCUGAGUUGUUCACUCAUUUUUCUUCCUUUUGUGCUGAAAUUAAAACUCAGUUUAACGUUCCUGUUCGGGUGUUAAGAGGAGACAAUGCCCAAGAAUAUCUAUCUGCUACAUUUAAGUCAUUUAUGCUUCAACAUGGCAUUAUUCAUCAAACUUCAUGCGUUGACACACCUCCUCAAAAUGGAGUUGCAGAACGAAAGAACCGACAUCUGUUAGAAACUGCAAGGGCUCUUCUAUUCCAAAUGAAUGUGCCUAAACAGUUUUGGGCAGAUGCCGUGUCUACUGCAUGUUUUUUGAUAAAUCGAAUGCCAUCUUCUGUUUUGAAUGGUAAAGCUCCUUAUCAUUGUCUAUUUCCAAACAAAGAGCUUUUUCCUAUCCCACCUAAAAUAUUUGGUUGCACUUGUUUUGUUAGAGAUGUUAAUCCUCAUCUUACAAAGUUAGAUCCCAAAUCAUUAAAAUGUAUUUUCUUGGGUUAUUCUCGAGCCCAAAAGGGGUAUAGAUGUUUUUGUCCGAGUACUGGUCGAUAUCUUGUUUCUAUUGAUGCAUCAUUUCAUGAAAAUACACCUUUUUCAUCAUCUAAGGCAGAUAUUCAUGAGAGUAAUGAUGAUAUACUCAUUUACACGAUGACUAUUCCUGAGUCCACACUUUCGACAAAUAUUCCACAAGUUACCGUUCCUGACCCUAGGCCUCCCGUACAUUUGGUAUACACCCGUCGACACAAAGCACCUGAUCACCCUCCACCGGCGAUACCUGUGAUUACUUAUCCUGAUACUACUUCGACUUCGAUCUCAUGUCCUGAACCAGUACCUGCAUCUUCAGAUCUUGUCUCCGCAUCAGAUCUUGACCUCCCAAUAGCACUACGUAAAGGUACACGGUCUUGUACUCAUCCUAUUUCUUCAUUUGUGUCGUACAAUCAGUUAUCUCCUGCUUCAUGUUCUUUUAUUGCUUCCAUUGAUUCUAUUUCUGUUCCCAAAUCUGUCAAAGAAGCUUUGUCUCAUCCUGAAUGGCGUCAUGCCAUGGUAGAGGAAAUGAAUGCUUUAGAUCUUAAUGGUACAUGGGAUUUGGUUGACUUGCCUACAGGGAAGAAAUCUAUUGGAUGUAAGUGGGUCUUUGCUGUUAAGGUUAACCCAGACGGAUCUGUUGCUCGGUUGAAAGCCCGAUUAGUUGCGAAGGGUUAUGCUCAAACCUAUGGUGUUGAUUAUUCUGACACUUUUUCUCCUGUUGCUAAAUUAACAUCUGUCAGGUUACUCAUUUCACUCGCUGCAACUCAUGAUUGGCACUUACAUCAGUUGGACAUUAAAAAUGCAUUUUUGCAUGGUGACCUUAAGGAAGAAGUCUAUAUUGAGCAACCUCCGGGAUUUGUUGCUCAGGGGGAGUAUGGUAAAGUUUGUCGACUUCGCAAAUCUCUUUAUGGUCUGAAACAGAGUCCCCGUGCAUGGUUUGGGAAAUUCAGUCAAUCAAUUGAACAAUUUGGAAUGAUAAAAGGCAAAUCAGAUCACUCUGUCUUUUAUAAACAAACAGAAUCAGGUGUCACAUUGCUUGUGGUGUAUGUUGAUGAUAUUGUGAUUACAGGGAGUGAUAAUGCAGGUAUUUUGGCCCUUAAGAAUUUUCUGCAUAGUCAAUUCCAGACGAAAGAUCUUGGCUCUUUGAAAUACUUUCUGGGAAUUGAGGUAACACGAAGUAAGAAAGGCAUAUUUCUAUCUCAACGUAAAUAUGUACUUGACUUACUAGCUGAGACAGGGAAAUUAGGGGCAAAACCAAGUACAACACCCAUGGUUCCCAACGUGCAACUCACUCAAGAAGGCACACCGUUUGAAGACCCAGAAAGGUAUAGAAGACUGGUUGGAAAGCUUAAUUAUCUCGCAGUCACUCGUCCAGAUAUUGCCUAUUCUGUGAGUGUAGUGAGCCAAUACAUGUCAUCUCCAACCAUUGAUCAUUGGGCUGCAGUAGAACACAUAUUAUGUUACUUAAAGGGUGCACCAGGACGAGGUAUUGUUUAUCAAAACCAUGAUCACAUGAGAAUAGAAUGUUUUGCAGAUGCUGAUUGGGCCGGUUCUAAAGAUGAUCGAAGAUCUACAUCUGGUUAUUGUGUCUUUGUUGGUGGUAAUCUUGUAUCUUGGAAGAGUAAGAAGCAGAAUGUGGUUUCUCGUUCGAGUGCCGAAUCAGAAUAUCGAGCUAUGGCACAAUCUGCAUGUGAGAUCAUAUGGAUAAGCCAUUUAUUGACCGAGCUCGGACUGAAGACAUCAAUGCCUGCUAAAUUGUGGUGUGAUAACCAAGCUGCUAUACACAUAGCAAACAAUCCUGUAUUUCAUGAGAGAACAAAGCAUAUUGAGGUCGAUUGUCAUUUUAUUCGAGAGAAGAUACAAAAAGGAUUGAUCUCUACAGGAUAUGUGAAGACUGGGGAACAACUUGGAGAUUUGUUCACUAAAGCACUAAAUGGAAUUCGAGUUGGUUAUUUAUGUAACAAGUUGGGCAUGAUAAAUAUCUAUGCUCCAACUUGAGGGGGAGUGUGAAAGUAUAUUAGAAUAUACUUUAGAAUAUUCUUUAGAAUAUAUUAGGAAUAUACCAUAUAUAGUAUUAUUGUAUAGCAUCUUUUAUAGGAAUAUUCUAUCUUUGUAAUCUAUAUUUAUAGGGCUUUACCCUUCAAUGAAAUACACAGAAAAUC
This is a messenger RNA of Cuscuta epithymum, 4509 nucleotides long. The record is from the annotation of a GenBank genome assembly. NCBI's taxonomy places the organism in Eukaryota, Viridiplantae, Streptophyta, Magnoliopsida, Solanales, Convolvulaceae.